This is a messenger RNA of Diorhabda sublineata, 1062 nucleotides long. RefSeq lists its product as uncharacterized. The transcript has a single exon. NCBI's taxonomy places the organism in Eukaryota, Metazoa, Arthropoda, Insecta, Coleoptera, Chrysomelidae. The record is from RefSeq and is a predicted model, not a curated record. Bases 1 to 1062 code for a protein of 353 amino acids.
AUGCCGCCAGGAGUCCUGCUUAUUAGAUUCGCUGACGACUUGGCGGUAGAAGCGAGUGGGAAGACGGAGAACGAAAUCGUAGCUGUGACCAACUUAGCAGUGCAAAGGGUUGUGGAAUGGAUGAAAUCCAGAGGACUAGAAUUGGCGUCAGAAAAAACAGAGGCAACGCUGCUGGUGGAUAGAAAGAUUGUUAAACAGGUGACUAUCGAUAUAAUAGACACACCGGUCUUCACUCAACCACAAACUAAAUACCUAGGGGUAUUUUUCGAUCAGGGCGCUAAAAUGAAGGCUCAUAUUGUAAACACAAGCCGUAAGGCUGAAGCGACGAUAAUGGCUCUUAGCCGCCUGAUGCCGAAAAGAGAGGGACCAUCGUCAAGUAAGCGCAAACUGCUGUCGGCGGCAGCCGACUCGAUUAUGCUAUACGCUGCACCAGUAUGGCAAGAAUCUCUGAAACAUCUGAAGUAUAGAUCUAUGUUCCUCAAGAUACAGAGAAAACUAGCUAUCCGAAUAUGCAGUGCGUUCCGUACUGUAUCCACCGAUGCAAUAUUAGUAUUGGCGGGUAUAAUACCCAUAGACCUAUUGGUGAACGAGAGAACCGCCACACAUGGAAAAGAGCAAGCAGUUAAAACAACAGAAAAAGAAAACACGCUAACUAAAUGGCAAAGAAAAUGGGAAGCAACACACCACUUGGGCGCUUGGACCAAAAGACUCAUACCGGAACUUAAACCUUGGCACAAGAGAGGACAUGGGGAGAUAACGUACGCCUUGUCCCAGCUAUUAUGUGGACAUGGAUGCUUUGCAGUAUACUUCUGCAGAUUCAAAAUGAAAGACUCGCCACUUUGCCAGUAUUGUGGCAAUGAACAGGACGAUGUUUAUCAUACCUUUUUUGCGUGCCCUAGGUGGCAAAAUGAAAGAAGACGAGCUGAAACAGAAGCAAAUACCAUCAUAACCCCAGAAAACAUAGUCCAAACCAUGCUACAGUCUCCUACAAUGUGGAACGUGAUAUCUACUAUGGCGUCGAACAUUAUAACACAAAAGAGACGAAAGAACAAGAGCAAUUAG